Molecule: messenger RNA, 619 nt
Organism: Schistosoma turkestanicum
Lineage: Eukaryota; Metazoa; Platyhelminthes; Trematoda; Strigeidida; Schistosomatidae
Source: the annotation of a GenBank genome assembly
AUUAUGCAUUUAUACUUGGAAUCAUCUACACCACAGACAAAUAAUAAUUAUACACUAUGUUUUUCCAAAUUAAAUCAAUACUUUCCUCCAUCCGAUCCAAUUGAUGAAGUACACAGAUUUCGACUGGGAUUUUUAAAUCUAUUCGUAUCUGAGCAGAAAGUUAAUGAUUAUUUGAGGGAGAGAUGGUUUCCAGCAAGAUUUGAUGUUUUUAAAAAAUUACAACAGUUGACAUUUGAUAUUAUUGAACAGUUGCCUGAAGUAUUAUUGGACAAAGUUGGGUCAAGUGAAUGGGUGUAUAACGAAGCAAUACUCCUAGAGUUGAACACACUUCUUGCUUUAUUGAUGCGUGAACAGUUGUUUGGCAAAUGCUUGUGUACACAAGAAGAUUUAUUUGAACUCGUUCAUGUUUAUACUUCUGAAUCAUGUCCGACUGAGUUACUUUGAAAAUGUUAGAUUUUUUUGGCAGUUGGUUGUGAAUUGAGUCUUGUAAAUAUCUCUAUAAAUUGUAACUAGAUAUUGGCUGUAUUGUUUCAACAUCACGUUUAUGUUGUUUUUUGUAUAGUUAAUUUUUAUUUCUGUGAUCAUUGUUACAAGUUAGAACAACACAUAUAAGCGAACA